Aptenodytes forsteri (emperor penguin) is the source of this 1512-nucleotide messenger RNA. It is a transcript of the gene CAPN1, whose product is annotated as calpain 1. The transcript has 15 exons. The record is from RefSeq and is a predicted model, not a curated record. Gene Ontology annotation, cellular component: cytoplasm. NCBI's taxonomy places the organism in Eukaryota, Metazoa, Chordata, Aves, Sphenisciformes, Spheniscidae. Bases 1 to 1512 code for a protein of 503 amino acids. Gene Ontology annotation, molecular function: protein kinase binding; calcium-dependent cysteine-type endopeptidase activity. Gene Ontology annotation, biological process: proteolysis; positive regulation of cyclin-dependent protein serine/threonine kinase activity.
AUGAGGAGGUGGCAAGCCGUGCCUUGGCGGCUGGGUGAUGAAGACGACGUGGUGCGGGAGUUCCUGUCGACGGACGUCUGCUGCAGGAUUUCCGAUAAGUACCUGCUGGCAAUGGCGCUGACGUACUUCAAGCGCGCCGGCCUGCCCACCAGCGAGAUGGCGGAGGAGCCGAUCGUGCCGGUGUACUGCACCGGCGUUUCGGCGCAGGUGCAGCGGCAACGGGCGAAGGCGUUGGGGUUGGGUCGGCACGAGAACGCGGUGCGGUACCUGGGGCAGGACUACGAGCGGUUGGUGGAGGAAUGCCGGCGUUCCGGCACCCUCUUCCGCGACCAAACCUUCCCGCCGGCUCCCGCUUCCCUCGGCUUCCGCGAGCUCGGCCCCGGCACCGCCAAAACCCACGGCGUCCAAUGGAAGAGGCCGACGGAGCUGUGUCCGCACCCGCAGUUCAUCGUGGACGGGGCCACGCGCACCGACAUCUGCCAGGGAGCGCUGGGUAGGGAGGUGAGCGGGUGCUACGAGGCGCUGUCGGGCGGCAGCACCUCGGAGGGUUUCGAGGACUUCACCGGCGGCGUGACGGAGUGGUACGACCUGCGCAAGCCCCCCGGGGAUCUCUACCAGAUCAUCCUCAAGGCGCUGGAGCGCGGCUCCCUGCUCGGCUGCUCCAUCGACAUAACGAGCGCCUUCGACAUGGAGGCGGUGACGUUCAAGAAGCUGGUGAAGGGACACGCGUACUCGGUGACGGGGGCCAAGCAGAUCAACUACCGCGGGCAAUCCCUGGGCCUGAUCCGUAUGCGCAAUCCCUGGGGAGAAGUGGAGUGGACGGGACCCUGGAGCGAUAGCUCGUCCGAGUGGAACGCGGUGGAGCCGGCGCUGAGGCAGCAGCUGAUGGUGAAAAUGGAGGACGGCGAAUUUUGGAUGUCCUUCCGGGAUUUCCUCCGGGAAUUCACCCGCCUGGAGAUCUGUAACCUCACCCCGGACGCUCUCCAGUCCCGCAAAUUCCGCAAGUGGAACACGCGGCUCUACGACGGGACGUGGCGGCGCGGCAGCCAGCACGCGGGGAAAUCGGGCGUCCACCUGAAGCGGGAUUUCUUCCUGGCCAACGCCUCGCGCGCCCGCUCGGAGCAGUUCAUCAACCUGCGGGAGGUGAGCACCCGGUUCCGGCUGCCGCCGGGGGAAUACAUCGUGGUGCCCUCCACCUUCGAACCCAACAAGGAAGGAGACUUCGUUCUCCGCGUCUUCUCCGAGAAGAAAGCCGGCACCGAGGAAAUGGACGACAAGAUCCAGGCGACGCUCCCGGACGAGAAAGUGCUCUCCGAAAGCCAAAUCGAUCGACGACACAAGAAGCUCUUCAAGCAGCUGGCGGGGGCGGACAUGGAGAUCAGCGUCACGGAGCUUCAGACCAUCCUCAACCGGAUCAUCGGCAAACGUGAGCCGCCCGGCGGGAUUUUGGGGUUCGCCGUGAAAAGGAAAAACAAACCCCGACCCCCCCUUAAUUAUCGUUUAACUCGUUAA